This is a messenger RNA of Aegilops tauschii subsp. strangulata, 815 nucleotides long. RefSeq lists its product as uncharacterized. The record is from RefSeq and is a predicted model, not a curated record. NCBI's taxonomy places the organism in Eukaryota, Viridiplantae, Streptophyta, Magnoliopsida, Poales, Poaceae.
GAUGAUUGCCACCCCGGCCCCUACAACCUACAAGAAAGUACAAACACCUUGUUAAAGUGCCAUGGCUCUGUAACUGGCCAUACCCUUCCUCCCUCUUCCCAAGAAAAUCAUUCAGAAUUCAGCAUAUAGCCAACACAAGGUCCUCUGCUCUGCUGAACCCCAGACUCCUCACCAGAGACCAACCAGAAAAUGGCGUUCAGAGGCUACUGCCACCCUCACCCUUCUUCCUCCAUGGCCACCACCGGCCCGAGAUUCGGCGCAAGGAGGCCGGCAGCAGCCUUGAGCUUCAGAACCUCUGCAGCCCAUGGAUGUAACCAACCAUCCUCGCACCUCUCCUUUGCUGCACCAACCAGCAACAAGGUGUUCGAGGACCAGGUGAGAGGGAUCGUGUGCUACAGGGACGACAAGGGGGAGGUCGUCUGCGAGGGCUACGACGAGGGCCCGAGGCUCGGAAUGCGGCUGCCGGAGAAGGCCUGCUUCCCAUGGCCUGUGGGAGUUCAGGUCACCGAUUUCAUCCGCCUUGCGACGCUUCGGGUCUUCGAGGACGGCGCCGACGACGGUCUUCUGCACAAGAAUGAUCAGAAGUGGCAGCUCUGAAUUGAUAAAGGGGUGGGGGGGCACCGAUCAAGUAAGAGCAAUAAUUGGAAUAACCGGAAGCACAGCCAUGUGUGCCAAAUGCCCUGCCUAACUAGCAGUGAUAUUUUAUUCUGCAAACAGCCUGGUUAAUAUCACCCGAAUUACUUCUAUUUUGCUUUCGUUGUACGUACUACUAGCAUAAUCCUUUUAUACAGAAACAGUUGGAAAGGUUUCUGAAA